Messenger RNA from Manis javanica (Malayan pangolin), 2090 nucleotides. RefSeq names its product tissue factor pathway inhibitor 2 (gene TFPI2). Gene Ontology annotation, molecular function: serine-type endopeptidase inhibitor activity. Gene Ontology annotation, biological process: negative regulation of peptidase activity. The record is from RefSeq and is a predicted model, not a curated record. Gene Ontology annotation, cellular component: extracellular region. NCBI's taxonomy places the organism in Eukaryota, Metazoa, Chordata, Mammalia, Pholidota, Manidae.
UGAAUAAAGCAGGGACCCAGCUCCCGCACCCAGGCCGCCCGGAGGCUGGACGCUGCGCGCGCUUCUCUAGGAACGCCUGCCCCGAGGGCUGCUCCGACCGGACACAAUGAACCCUGCGUGCCCCCUCGGGCUGUGGCUUCUGCCUUUGCUCCUGAUGGGGACGGUGCUGGGCGCUGCGGCUCAGGUGCUGCCAGGGAACAACGCGGAGACCUGCCUCCUGCCCCCGGACGAAGGGCCCUGCCGAGCCCGCAUCCCCAGUUACUACUACGACAGGUACACGCAGAGCUGCCGCCAGUUCAUGUACGGGGGCUGCGAGGGCAACGCCAACAACUUCGAAACCUGGGCAGCUUGUGAUGAAGCUUGCUGGAGGAUAGAGAAAGUCCCCAAAAUUUGCCGGCUGGAAGUCACUGAGGGGCAGUGUGAGGAGUCCAGAGAAGAGUAUUUCUUCAAUCUAAGUUCCAUGACAUGUGAAAAAUUCGUAUCUGGCAGGUGCCACAGCAAUGAAAACCGGUUCCCAGAUGAAGCUACUUGUAUGGGCUUCUGUGUGCCAAGGAGAAGUCCAUCAUUUUGCUACAGUCCAAAAGAUGAGGGACUAUGCUCUGCUAAUAUGACUCGCUAUUAUUUUAAUCCAAGACACAAAGCCUGUGAGGCCUUCACCUAUACUGGCUGUGGAGGGAAUAACAAUAACUUUGUUAACAUGAAGGCCUGCAAACAAGUUUGUAUAAAAGCCUUGAAGAAGGGAAAGAAGAAGGUGCCAAAGCUUCUUGACAGGAAAAAGCUGAAUAUGCAGAAGAAGAAAUUUUAACCUUUUUUUUUUAAUCUAUGUCAUCUUGUGAAUGCUAUUGCCUUAAUGGUUAUAUCUGAAGAGUAACAUGGUAACAUGAGUAUAUGAAUCAUCAGUGAAUUUAUUCACCAGUUUUUACUGGGAUGAGUUACUUUUUUUAUUUGUGUGUUUUUUAUACAUAACUAGCUGCUACUCAAAUGUGAAUCUGUUAUUUUUAAUUUCCUGCUCAACUACUUCUUAUGAGAUUGAAUUCUUGCUGCGCAUCAGAUAUGAAAGCAAAUACGACUCACCCAGUCCUUGGGAUUGCUCUUCCUGAUUUCAGAAGAUGCUAGUAACUGAAAAGCAAAAGACAAUAUAAUCAUGUUCUUUUAAUACAUAUAAUCAUUAAAAGGACCAGCAAAUAUGUUUCACUUUGCAUUUAAAAGUUGGGUUAUAUUUUAUGCCCAUGGAGACAAACUUGCAGUUUCACUAACAUUUUAAAAAAUACAAGUGCUAUUAUGUUAAACAAGGUUAACUUACCAUUUCUAUUAUGUCAUUUAAAAGAUAAUAAAAUAAUUCUUGGACUGAAUUAAAAAACUAGUAAAUUUAUUAAAAUAAGAAAUGUUCUCCAAGGGGAAUACAAUUUUUCUAUUAUUUAUUCAUCCAUCCCACUACAUGUUUGUGUUUCUGUAGAAAUAUAGAUACAUGGCAUACGUGGCUUGUAAUAGUUUUCCUUGUGUUACAUUAUUACCUAAGACAUCAUGGAUUGGAGGCCACUAAAGCUGUUAAGAUUUUUGAAUUGUUCAAGGUGUUUAUUUAUAUUACACCAGAGACCAUGCAUGAAUUUAAUAAUUUAAGUUCCACUAAUAAAUUAUUCUUGAUAAAUAUGAUCAUUUUAGUUAAAUAGUAUUUUUCUGUGUAUUAAAAAUUAAAUAUUUUUAAAAACCCUAUAUUUUCUUGGCAAGAUUUAUAUGUUCAAAAUAUGCCCUUGAUCUAGUAAUAUUAUAAAUGUAUUUGCACCUUGCUUGAGCAAUCCCUCUUUUAAAAAUCUAUCCCAAAGAUGUAACAACAGUACAAAAUAAUAAUGCCUGAGGACAUUCACUGAUGCAUAAUUUGGAAUAACUGAGAACUCAAAACAAAUCACAUGCUCAUCAAUAGGGGAUUGGUUGAAGAAAUUAUGGAUGAAAAUGAACAAAACAUGUAUAUAUGGAUAUCACCCAAUCCUCAGAAUACAUUAAAGACAAACAAACCAAGAUCUAAAACCCUGUAAAUAAACACACACAAAUACACACAAAUCACAGAAGAUAUAGGGCAUUAAAACUGGUUA